Striga asiatica is the source of this 438-nucleotide messenger RNA. NCBI's taxonomy places the organism in Eukaryota, Viridiplantae, Streptophyta, Magnoliopsida, Lamiales, Orobanchaceae. The record is from the annotation of a GenBank genome assembly.
AUGGGCGACGCGACGGAGGAUAUGGAUAACACAGUUGAUUUGGUGGAUGGCGGAGCCAUGGCUGAGUACGGAGGAGAGUGCAUGUUUGGUGGACGGGGACGGCGAUGGCGGUUUGGUGGUCGUCCGACGGCUAGCCCUAAUAAGAUUUCCAUCCCAGUACACACCACCAGCCUGAAGAAGAUCAUGAACCCAGAAAAGAUUGCCAUCAAUCCCCACCUUAAGCUCAGGACUGGCUCUGUUCAGGCCAGGCACCCAAUUUGGAUCAUUAAGCCUGGUGCUCUUGCCAUUUCUGAUAAUGGAGAAGAAGCUGCAGGUUGGCGGUGGCAGCUUCGUCGAGAGCAGCGGCCAUUGGUGGUGCGUUUGGGCUCUCGGAGGUGGCGGCUCGCCGGCGGCUGCUGUUCGCCGGCGGCAGUGACGGGAAUUGGAUUGACGGGAUGA